Molecule: messenger RNA, 6327 nt
Organism: Peromyscus eremicus (cactus mouse)
Lineage: Eukaryota; Metazoa; Chordata; Mammalia; Rodentia; Cricetidae
Gene: Adcyap1r1
Product: ADCYAP receptor type I
Exons: 18
Coding region: 379-1968 (529 amino acids)
Biological process (GO): cell surface receptor signaling pathway; adenylate cyclase-modulating G protein-coupled receptor signaling pathway
Cellular component (GO): plasma membrane; neuron projection
Molecular function (GO): vasoactive intestinal polypeptide receptor activity; G protein-coupled peptide receptor activity; peptide hormone binding
Source: RefSeq, a predicted model, not a curated record
UCUCCCGCAGGACAGAGCGGGCCGCGCAGUGCAGAGCGGACGAAAGCGGACGAGGGGCUCCUGGCUCCCAUCCCCGGAGGUGACUGGCAGGCCACUCUGGACUAGCGUGGUCCCCGUGUGCACAUACGCGCACACGCCGCGGCGCAGGGACACACAGACCCAGCUGCCCGCGGCCACACGCACUCAGAGACCAGGCUCGGCGCGCGCUCCGCGGCUCACACGCUCCAGCCAGUGCAGCUCCGGGCGCGGAUUCGCGGGCUACGCGCCCUCCUGCAUCUUCCGUGCCGGCGCCCUGUAGCCGGCUCGGCUCUGCGGCCAGCAGCCUGUGGACAGCGGCACUGAUUCUCCACUGCUGGGAGCCGCAGCCAGAGAUAGAGGAUGGGAAGCACCAUGGCCAGAGUCCUGCUCGGCUCCUCCCUGACUGCUCUCCUCCUGCUGCCUGUGGCUAUUGCUAUGCACUCUGAUUGCAUCUUCAAGAAGGAGCAAGCCAUGUGCCUGGAGAAGAUCCAGAGGGCCAAUGACCUGAUGGGCCUAAACGAGUCUUCCCCAGGUUGCCCUGGCAUGUGGGACAAUAUCACAUGUUGGAAGCCUGCUCAAGUAGGUGAGCUGGUCCUUGUGAGCUGCCCUGAGGUCUUCCGGAUCUUCAACCCAGACCAAGUCUGGAUGACAGAAACCAUAGGGGACUCUGGUUUUGCCGAUAGUAAUUCCUUGGAAAUCACAGACAUGGGGGUCGUGGGCCGGAACUGCACGGAGGAUGGCUGGUCAGAGCCCUUCCCCCACUACUUCGAUGCUUGUGGGUUUGAUGACUAUGAGCCCGAGUCUGGGGAUCAGGAUUAUUACUACCUGUCGGUGAAGGCCCUCUACACCGUUGGCUACAGCACGUCCCUCGUCACCCUCACCACUGCCAUGGUCAUCCUGUGCCGCUUCCGGAAACUGCACUGCACUCGCAACUUCAUCCACAUGAACCUGUUCGUGUCCUUCAUGCUGAGGGCCAUCUCCGUCUUCAUCAAAGACUGGAUUCUGUAUGCCGAGCAGGACAGCAGUCACUGCUUCAUCUCCACUGUGGAAUGCAAAGCUGUCAUGGUUUUCUUCCACUACUGCGUGGUGUCCAACUACUUCUGGCUGUUCAUUGAAGGCCUGUACCUCUUUACAUUGCUGGUGGAGACCUUCUUCCCUGAGAGGAGAUACUUCUACUGGUACACCAUCAUUGGCUGGGGGACGCCUACUGUGUGUGUGACCGUGUGGGCUGUGCUGAGGCUGUACUUUGAUGAUGCAGGCUGCUGGGAUAUGAAUGACAGCACGGCUCUGUGGUGGGUGAUCAAAGGCCCCGUGGUUGGCUCUAUAAUGGUUAACUUUGUGCUUUUCAUCGGCAUCAUCAUCAUCCUUGUGCAGAAGCUGCAGUCGCCAGACAUGGGAGGCAAUGAGUCCAGCAUCUACUUAACAAAUUUAAGACUGAGAGUCCCCAAGAAAGCCCGAGAGGAACCCCUGCCUGUGCCCUCAGAGCAGCAUUCACCCCCUUUCCUCAGCUGCGUGCAGAAAUGCUACUGCAAGCCACAGCGGGCUCAGCAGCACUCUUGCAAGAUGUCAGAACUAUCCACCAUUACUCUACGGCUGGCUCGCUCCACCUUGCUGCUCAUCCCACUGUUUGGAAUCCACUACACAGUAUUCGCCUUCUCUCCAGAGAAUGUCAGCAAGAGGGAACGACUUGUGUUUGAGCUUGGACUGGGUUCCUUCCAGGGCUUUGUGGUGGCCGUGCUCUACUGCUUCCUGAAUGGGGAGGUACAGGCAGAGAUUAAGAGAAAAUGGCGAAGCUGGAAGGUGAACCGUUACUUCACUAUGGACUUCAAGCACCGGCACCCGUCCCUGGCCAGCAGUGGAGUGAAUGGAGGGACCCAACUGUCCAUUCUGAGCAAGAGCAGCUCCCAGCUCCGCAUGUCCAGCCUCCCGGCCGACAACUUGGCCACCUGAGCCCUAUCUCCCUUCUGCACAGGCCGGGGCUGCAGGCCGGCGCCUGCGCAUGUUUGUGCCUCUCCCCUCUCCUUGGGCAGGCCCUGGGUAGGAAGCUGGGCUCCUCCCCAAGGGUGAAGAGAGAGAUAGGGUGUAGGCUGAUAUUGUACCUCUUGUUUGGGUCUCACCUACUGUGGUCCAUUUGAGCCCAAUUUGACAUGUAAAUACACCUCAAAUCUGGAAAGUUGGCCCAUAUCUCCCCCAAUCCAUGCCCUUGCUCACCUCUGCCAGGUUCCAGCUUGACCUACUGUGUCAAGGCCAGCCUCAGUGAUGGCCUGAUCCCAGGUGCAAGGCCUUGUGAGCUGAGGCUGAAACAUGCCUGCAUUUGGAGAGGCUUUGGGUAGUGCCCACCCCAGAAGUCUUUCACUAAAUUGACUUUGAAUGUGGGCCUUUCUUAGCCUGUACCAAGUCCUGCAGUUGGCCAGGGAUGCAGCUUAGUAGCCAGAGCAUCCUUUGGAGUGGGUCAACCUGAGGCUCCUUUUGCUUACCUGACAUCUAGGUUGUCCAGGUGCUCAGCUCCUGUGUGCCUGGAUGAUGGGAGGGUUACAGGGCUCUUUCAAUCAAAGACUUAAGUUGGGGUGAGGGUCAGGGAAAGUUCUGGUGCUUUUCAUUUGAUGUAAGAGCUGAGAGCCAGAAAUGCAGAUGCAUUUGGGAAGAAGAUGGGAUAGCUGAAGAUCUUAUCAUGUCCUUGACUGUGCCCUGACUCAAGACUUGAUCAUGUGAUAAUUUCAUUUCUACCCUCCUUGCCCACAACGAAUGGUCUGAAGAAGCCCUUCUCCAGCCAUGACACCUACAGAGAACCCCUAGCUCUCCUCUCUCAAUUUCCCCUGAAGUCAAAGCCAUGUCUAGAAUGAACCAGCCACCCUGCAGUGAUAUCAGUGAGUUCGGAAGCAACUUUCAAUUUCCAUGAGCCAAGUCCUGGGUCCAGGGCUUCCCACAGCCCCACCUCUACUGAUGACAAAGAACUGUAGAUGCUGCCCCCAGCCUGGACACAAUGACUAAACUCAGUGGUCUGCAAGACUUCCUCCAUGUGCCCUUGGCAUUUGAAUCACUUGCGGGCCUCGUAGAGUGUUUGGAGGGGAUGUUGUGUCUGUCAUGUGCAUGAGCAGAGACGACUGAUGGGAGGAGUGGUGGAUCUCCAGUGCCCAUCUCGGCUCUCCAGCUGUACAUUGCACAGCCACAACCCACGACUUUAAAAUAAGGCCGCAUCCAGAUUUGGGAAGAGAGGAGGAAAAAAAGCAGUGCCACGGGGCCACGGGGCCCAGCUCUUUCCACGUUGAUGCUUGUUCUUGUCCCUGCCCCUGUGAACUUGUUCAUGGCUGUGCUCUGGAGUGCAUGGGGAGUGUGGGAAGCUGCCUUGCUUGCUGUUGUAUUAAGUAGAAGGAACUAUGGGAGAUUCAAAACAGUGAUCCUGGAAGAGCCGUUAGGCUGGAGAAGGUUCUAGUUGAUAUGGUGUAGAAACCAGCUCUGCGUUCUUGACCAGUGAAUUCAGUUUUGGGGUCUUUGGCAAAGCCAGAAGGGGAAAGCACCUCCUUGCUCCUUCCCAGAAACAUUGAGUGGCUUGGACCAGCCACUGGGUGUACAUUGGCCCUUUACCCCACACCUUAUUCCCCCCUCCUCUCCCCUCCCCUGUUCUGAGAACCAGGUUCUCAGCCAAACAAGAAUCAGUUGAUCACCUUGCACUUUGGACACUACUAGGGAGCCCAAGCUAUUUAGAAGAAGCCAUGGUUCAGGAUUCCCGUUGGCUCAGACUGAAGGGGCGUGCACGCACGUGUGUGCACACAUGUGCAUGUGUGUGGUGAGGGGAUGGCAUUCUGUGUAUUUUCCCAUUUGGAUACCACAGUGCAAGUUUCUAGAGCAGAGGGAGGCCCAGGCCAUCUGACUGGGACCUCAGAUAUGACAUGCUAGCCUUCUAGGCCUGGCAGAGACAGGUAGCCUGUGGCACCCUCACUCCAAGGUGCGGCCCCUGGGCUAGGAACCCCAUUCUGUUCACUUGUCAUCACCCGCAACCCAUGGGUCUGCCUCACUGUGGAAGAAGAAACUGUGACUGUCUAGUUGCAUCACUGCAAAACAGCAAAAACCAGAUCAACCCUGAGCCCUCGCUGCUUCCUGAGCCCUGAGCCUGCGUCCUCCUACAAGUUCCAGGUUCCUCUUGCCUGUUUUUCCGUCUGAAGGAUUUCUAUUAUUGUUAUUAUUAUUAUUACUAUUUUUGCUAGUCUUGUGAGCAGAUGUACCUGAAGGAUUCUGCAUGUUCCAGGAGGGUCUGGCUCUCAGGCCACAGGCAGUGAAGGGGCAAUGCAAGGCUGGGUAAAGCCCCUCCCCUUUGACCCUCUUACAUCUAUAGCGCAAGCAAUAAGACUUACUGAUUUGUGUGUACCCCAGUUUACCUCUGGGGUUCUACCCAAACACCAACCAUCUUCCCUUGGAAUGGGCCCCAGGCAAGGCUUGCAGUAAUACAGCCUGGACCCAGAGAAGGGAAAAAUGACUAAGAAAUCCCAUUUGGUGGGUAAAAAGGGCUUCAUAGACUUAGAAAUCUUGAGGCAGGAGCAGAGCGGAUUCAAGGGGCACCCGGUCUGUAGAGGAUCAUUCCUGGGAAGUGGGGUCUUGUUCUAUGAAACCCUGAAGGCCAAAUCUCACAGACCACAUAGUUUAGGGGGGUAGGGCAACCUUGUCUUGUCCUGUUUCCUGUCGUUACUGUCCAGCUACAGGGGGAGCAGGAAGUAUCAGAAAAGGGUCUGGUCUUCAUAAAAUGGGAUCUACAACAGGGAUGCUUAGGCUGCCAGCAAGUCAGAGGGCUUUGGAGGUGUUGCAGCUUUGAGAUUGGCAUCCACCAAUGCCCAAGACCUGACUUCCACCUUAGUGUGCAGCGAUGAGGUCCUCCUUGAUGUGCUCAGGAGCCCUAGUGAGUCCUUUCCUAACCCCAUCUUCCCUGAACCAACUUCUCUGAGGACAGGGAUGGGGAGCUUGGUCAGGGCCCAGUGGUGGAAAUGACCUGGCACCUGCCGCCUAGCACCAGGGCCUCCUCUGUUUGGUCUGUACCCUCUCUUCCUUGGAAGGAAAGCUGUGAGAGACUUUUAAUGCCUUGUGUGCCCUCUGCCCCCUACAAAGAGAAGGCAGCAAGUACUGUGACCCUGCAAAUUCCACUUGAGCGGACGGAGCCUGGAAGCCAGCUGGAAGAGCCUUGAGCAGGAAGCCUGGGACUUGGGGCUCCUCAGCUUUGCUGCUCACCUGCUGUUUGACCUUGACUCGUCCCUAUAAGGGGAAAUUCAAAGACUAUUAGAGCUAGGAUUGACUUGGAGAUCUGAAGGGUAAACCUUCCCCGUGGGCUCAUGAGGAAACAGGUGGGCCGAGCAUGUUUUUGAAUGAGAAUGUGGCCCUACCAGUAUUACACAGCCCUGCAUGUGAGCCAGAUAUAACACUCCAAGCAGUGGUCGAGUACACUGUACCUUUUGCAGGAGGGGCUGCACCUGCAGAAAGUCCAGGAGUCCACGAUACAAUACAGGAGAAGCAAUGGAGUUGGCGCGGUAUAAGGAUGCUUGCUAGCAAACUUAGCCCUCUCCAUCUGUUCUGGGACUCCAUACUUACUUAUUCUCAACCCCCUAAUCUGCAAUGGUGUGGCCGUGGUUACAUCAUCUGCCCCCCAGGUAGGGAUGAAGUGGGAGUGAAAUGCUCCCUGUCAGUUUACAAGCUCUGAAAACAACACAGCUAUGUGCUCGUUCUUAGGGUGAAGACCCCCCCCCAAAAGGUAUCCCUUGCAAUCAGUCUACUGCUUUGAUCCCUCCUGGGUUAACCAUCACCCCGUUUGUAAAAACCACCAGCACUGAGGGGGAGGAAAGGCCACGGGGCUCUGGUGGACAUUGAAUUCCAGCUUUAUCUUCUCCACAUUGUUCAGUUUGCUUUGAAGGUGAGGAUGGGGUAGAGCUCUGGGAGUGCAGCGAGCACCUCUGUGCCAUCUGCCUAGGAAUCCUUCAUGGGUAUGGAACGUUCCUCAAGUGGGCCAAAUGCCCAUUCUUUCCCCUCUCCUUGAACUCCGGGUCCUGUGGUGUGUCUGUACUCAGCCGUGUGUGUUUUGUCUGCUGUCUGUCUUCUGAGGCUUUGCGUCUGUCAGGGCUGGAGUGGUUCAGCCCUUGGUACUCCAGACGUGGCUCCAGGCCCACUCCUGGGAGCUGGACAUGUCUGGGUUUAAUUUCCCACAAUAAAGAUAAAUCCCACGGACCUCACUGCUACCGCUGCCUCCAUUAACGCUGUGCUCACACCUUGUCUGGGAUUUUAAGGAUGUCAAACUGCUGUAGAUGACUCAAUAAAUGUCUUAUCAUUUUC